AUGCACAGUAACUCAACUUCUACAAAAAACUUAAAGACCGAAAGAGUGCUAAAAGUAAUCUUCAUUGUUGCAAUAACAGCACUAAUAAUUUCUCUUAUCAUACCAAACAUCAAAAAAAUAAUCAAUCCACAAGUUCCAUUAAUUUCGCUUGCGCUCCAAAACAAAACGCUCACUGGAAUUGAGGUGCCAAACGCGUUUGUAUGUAGUGAUCUGGUCGAAAGAAUCACAGUCGAAAAGGUACCACGUGGAGAAAAAGCACGUAUGCUUAGUGAUCAAAGCAUGUAUCGUGUCGAAAGUUUAUUUAUUCUAAAGUCAGCCGGUGAUUGGUUUUUUGCGUUCCCAAAUAUCAGCAAUUGUUUUAUCUUUGAACCAAAUGGAAAAUUGAUGUUUAGUCUGGCUGAAAAUAAAAGUGGGAUUGAUUACAUUGCGAUUAAUGGCUAUGCUCCUGGAAAUGCAA
Molecule: messenger RNA, 457 nt
Organism: Ambispora leptoticha
Lineage: Eukaryota; Fungi; Glomeromycota; Glomeromycetes; Archaeosporales; Ambisporaceae
Source: the annotation of a GenBank genome assembly